UGCAGCUCCUCCCAUCCAGCUAUAAGAGCCCAGUUGAGCAGGUAGUCCUGGUCCAUCUCUAUAAUAGGCCAGUCCAAACUGACUUGUAAAAAGUCGGUCAGCUUUCUUUAAAAAAAAGUCUUUUUUCCACAGAUGGUUACAUGCAGUGUGUAGUGUGCGACCUAUUGAGAUGUAGGAUUGGUCCCUGCGUUUGUUGUCGGUCUUAACUACCAGAGGAUUUGUGGCCGGGACCCCUAAUACUUGUGAAGAUGACUUUCACCAUGCUGCGGCCCGUGGCGACACACUUGAUCUAUUCCGACUUCACCAUCACGUCCGAGGAUGAUGAAAACCGCAGCGAAAGCGACGGCAGCUCGGAGCAAAGUUACUGUGGCUCCACCAAAAAACGCAGAAGGAUUUCGCACCGACUGGAAGGGGAGACCGCGGUGGUGGUGAAACAGAGGAGCGCAGCUAACGCCAGGGAGAGAGGCAGGACCCAGAGUGUCAACACCGCAUUCACGGCUCUCCGGACUCUCAUACCCACCGAGCCAGUGGAUAGAAAGCUCUCCAAGAUUGAAACUCUCCGACUGGCAUCCAGCUACAUUUCCCAUCUGGCCAACGUGCUUCUUCUCGGAGACGGCGGCGCUGAUGGACAGCCCUGCCUCGGCGCGGUUCAUGCGCGUGGAGAGAGCGGGGCGCAACAGCCGCGGACCAUCUGCACCUUCUGUUUGAGCAACCAAAGAAAAGGGAUAAAAGAUGCCAAAGACUGUUUAAAAAUGCGAGGGCUGGCUCCGCUGCGAAUGAGACGCUGACUGAAGACCAGUGAACGAUUAGCAACCUGAAAAUCCUCAAAGACUUUCUCAGGGAAGAGUUAAAGCUGGUGUUAGCACACACACUCACACAAACACACACAUGCUGGAUCAAAUGAUGGAAACGAAGAAGAGACUAUUUAUACUUGACUGAGAAAAUUUAAGCAUAAGCCUUUCACAGAUGCAGUGCAUUUUGUUGGAAACUUAUGAGUUUUUGUCUUUUUUUCACC
This is a messenger RNA of Etheostoma cragini (Arkansas darter), 1015 nucleotides long. It is a transcript of the gene tcf15, whose product is annotated as transcription factor 15. Gene Ontology annotation, molecular function: protein dimerization activity; RNA polymerase II transcription regulatory region sequence-specific DNA binding; DNA-binding transcription factor activity, RNA polymerase II-specific. Lineage: Eukaryota; Metazoa; Chordata; Actinopteri; Perciformes; Percidae. The record is from RefSeq and is a predicted model, not a curated record. Bases 249 to 788 code for a protein of 179 amino acids. Gene Ontology annotation, biological process: regulation of transcription by RNA polymerase II; developmental process. The transcript is spliced from 2 exons.